AUGCGUCCUCCUCGCCUUAUUCUUCUACUGGCCUGUUUUAUUUUCCUUCCGAUCUUUCUGACCAUCUUGUCGCUCCUUUUCUCUCACCCGCAACAUGGCUCCGCCUCCCAAUCCUCGGUUUCUGGCGGGGCUGGGCGCCUCAGAGCCCUCUUCUCUUUCCAUGCACCCUCCUCCCUAUUUCCGCCCUCCGCGAUGAUAAGCCUUACAGAUGAUAACUCAACCUUCUUCCUGGCCCGGCCUGCUGCGUUUGGGCCAACUUUGCCAUCCAGCGGAUUAAGCGGUCAGCUUUGGAUUGGAAGCGGCUUCGGUGAUGACGUCUUGCGAAAAGGGGGCGUAAGUACCGGGGCUGAAGGAGAGCUCGGUUGCUCCGAUGUUCCAGGAUGGGAGGAUAACGAUAAAAAUCAGAAUCAUGAUGUUGGCUCCGGCCAGGGAACCGCGAAACUUACUUCUGGCAUCAAAAAGAAAAAUACUGCCAACAAGCCCGUGAAGGCGCUUAAUGAACGGCGUGACGAACACUCUUCCGAUCUCGUUGGAUUUAGUGAUCAAACGAAUCACCCGUCAAAAGAAGAUGGAACAGAUGAUCACUUGCAUCAUCCUCUUCCGGCGUCCGGUCCUCCUGGUCUCCCAAGCGCCGCCAAAGGCAAAGAACCAGCACAUGCUGAUAUCCAAUCUUUGCAAGAGAGUGCCGAAAUUAGAGGCAAGAUUGUUCUGCUAAGUAGAGGAGGAUGCGGAUUUUUGGAAAAAGUUAAAUGGGCUCAACGAAGGGGUGGUAUAGCAUUGGUUGUUGGCGAUGAUACCAGAGGUGGUGGAUUGGUGACCAUGUAUGCCCGUGGAGACACUUCUAACAUAACAAUUCCCGCCAUAUUUACGUCCCAUACCACCGCACAUCUCCUGUCCUCCCUUAUUCCAUCCGAGACGCAGUCCGACCCCAGCUCAGCUAAGGACCAAUCAAAGGCCACUUUUGUGGGCAAGCCAGCAGAUAUUGAAAAUUCUCGCAAACCUGCAACAGCUACACAUGUUGCAACUCAACCAACUAAAAUGGCGGAUUCGAAAUCCUAUACCCCAAGCAAAGGUUUCUUUCAGUCGCUAUUUUCGGCCAUCGGCCUCGGUCGCGAUAAAGCCAGUACUUGGCAGCUCCAGGAGGAUAGCCGUCGCCCGCCAAGCAGUGGAAACAUUGACUGGGUUAUGCAAAAUGAAUUUGACGACGAAGAAACGUCUCCUAAAUCAAGGAAGCCUACACCAAAUAAUAUGAGGAAAGAAAACGGGGAUGACAUUUCUCUUGAAUCUCACCAAGGUGGCAGUGAUGACUUCGUUAUAGGAGUUCAGGAUUGGCGAGAUCCCGAUCUCGUGGCACCCCCCAAAACCAAUAACCCUCCACAAACUACAUUGAAACCUAAAUCGUCUAACGUCAAACAGAAGGAUGAUCAAGCUGGAGUACUCGGUGGGGAUAAUACCAAUGGCCCCGGUGGCAGCGGUCUCAAAGGAGGAAGUAUCACUCCGGGUAGCGGCGAAUAUUCCUCCCAAGAUAAAUCAGCGGUCGAUAAGGGAACUGGGAGGGAUCCUAGUACCCCUCCGGGUGCGGCAGAUUCUCGGUAUGGAAACUCAAAACAAGAUUCGCAUUGGUGGUCUGGGUGGGGGAAAACAAGCGAUGAUGAUCAGAUUUCGACUUCAUCAAAUGAUAGAGAUAAAGGACAACAGAACAUGAACGUCAAAGAAACCUCCACUCCCCUGCAAAAGUCUUCGAAAGAGAGGGGUAAGCACCCAGAACACGAAGGUCUUUGGGUCACCUUGACUCCAACGAGCAUGUCUACCAGUCCCUUUUUCGACACCCUCUUGGUUUUGGUUGUCAGCCCAUUGAUAACACUUACGGUUGUGUAUGCAUUGCUAUUGCUUCGCUCUCGGAUUCGACGCCGUCGUUGGCGCGCACCUAAAGCUGUCGUCGACCGGCUCCCUGUUAGAACGUAUCAUUCCAUACCAUCCGGAUCACCAUCUUCGACUAGUUCUCAGACUGCAACCUCUCCCGAAGCAUCAUCUGCAUCUUCUCCUCUCCUGUCCCAUUCCCGCGCUCGAUCCCCACGACCCAGACCGCGUUCUCAAACCACCGCUGGCAUUGUAGCCUCUUCUUCACAUGACGCCACAAAUGACUCAUCGACUAAUGCAGAAAAAUCGAACUCAGAUUCGAGCCUGUGGCGCCGAAGAUAUACAGGCAGACAAGUUGAGUGCGUUGUCUGCCUCGAAGAGUAUAUUGAUGGACAGAGCAGAGUGAUGAGCCUCCCUUGUGGACAUGAAUUCCACGCAGAGUGCAUUACCCCUUGGCUUACUACGCGUCGACGAACUUGUCCGAUAUGCAAGGGUGAUGUUGUACGAUCCAUGGGUGGCCCAUCAUCUAGUGAUCAGACUUUGGAAGGUCCUGAGCGAAUGUCAGAAGACCUCCAAGCCCGUAUUGCUGAAACGCGAAACGAUUCUCCAUCAGCAGCUGUUCCUAUAUCUAACGUUUCUGGCUUUAUCAAUUCCGACCUAGAGCGUGGCGAUGAUUCCAGGGUGUCGCUUCUUAACCGCGCCGAGGCUCCAAAUCCCCAAUCUAGUUGGAGGAACCUUGCAUCCUUAAGCAUUUCUGCAUUAAAUGGGGAUUCAGUGUGGCAUCAAUCCCGAAGCCCUCGGUCCGAUCGAAACCGUUAA
This is a messenger RNA of Histoplasma mississippiense, 2679 nucleotides long. RefSeq lists its product with no specific name. The coding region runs from base 1 to 2679 and encodes 892 amino acids. The record is from RefSeq and is a predicted model, not a curated record. NCBI's taxonomy places the organism in Eukaryota, Fungi, Ascomycota, Eurotiomycetes, Onygenales, Ajellomycetaceae. The transcript has 2 exons.